This is a messenger RNA of Lodderomyces margitis, 777 nucleotides long. Its product is annotated as p24 family protein. The transcript has a single exon. Bases 1 to 777 code for a protein of 258 amino acids. Lineage: Eukaryota; Fungi; Ascomycota; Pichiomycetes; Serinales; Debaryomycetaceae. The record is from RefSeq and is a predicted model, not a curated record.
AUGCAUUUUCUCGGGAGUCUACGAACUUGCUUUCUAUUAACAGCUCUACUACCACUUUCGCUCGCAAUAGGAUUGCUAGUGCCGCCGUUGAAGAAAAAUCAGCUCCCAUCGUUGGACAACCUACAACAAUGCCUUUCCUACGAACUUGGGACGAAUGAGGUGCUAUUUCUCACCAUUAAGUCGAUUGAGCAUUUACAGUCACAGGACUUGAAUUUGUUGAUAUUGGAUAGCAUGGGCAAUAAAUUGAGAGAUCAGCCAAAUUUGCAAAAGUUUUCCAGUCCUAUUGAACUUAUAAUUAAUCCCCAGGGUGUAGCCGAUGACGAAGAGGCUUCGGCUCCUUUGCAAGACCGUGACUUGGCUCCCUCAAAACUAGUUCACAUUUGUUUUUACAAUACGUUUAAUGACUUGUCAUGGAGUUUUCAGCCAAGGACGUAUGAAGUUGAAAUGACAGUGAAUAUCAAGGAUGACAUCAGAAGCACUGAUUAUCAAAUGUACAAGCAAUUCUUUGCCUAUCUUGACAAAGAUCUAACAGAGGGAGAGUUUGAUAACAAGAUGAAUAUGGUUGCCCUUGACCUUGACAAUAUUGUAGCCAAACUACACAAUUCCGACGAUGUAUUGAAGGAGCUUUUAGAUCACGAAUUUAAAUUGAGGGACGUUAAUGAGGAGAUUUUCAGUGGAUAUACAUUUAUCAGCAUUGUACUUUGUUCAACGAUAUUUGUCUGUGGUGUCAUACAACUAGUAUACUUUAAACUUUUCCUUCGAAAGAUUGUGAAAUGA